This is a messenger RNA of Clupea harengus (Atlantic herring), 1718 nucleotides long. It is a transcript of the gene fam181a, whose product is annotated as family with sequence similarity 181 member A. The record is from RefSeq and is a predicted model, not a curated record. NCBI's taxonomy places the organism in Eukaryota, Metazoa, Chordata, Actinopteri, Clupeiformes, Clupeidae.
AGUGAAGAAAGUGAGGUCGCUGAUUGGCCCAAAGAAAGCAGCACAACUACAUGGAGCAAGUCAUUCAGCUUGUUCAAGUGCUUAAACUGUUUCUGUGAGAGAGUAACGGGCCAGACAACUCCAGCUUCAAUGGAUGGGGUCAUCUCCGAAGAUGAGAAAUCGGUGGAACCUUAUUUUUGUUUUUACAAGUGAAUGCAUGCUACUUUCUUUGUGUUGUAGGACCUUGCAUAUGGAAACUUCACUUUGUAGCCUUUGACUCAUAGUCUAACCUAACACCUUUUUAUCAGUAUAGGCUAAAUGUGCAGUAAGACCUGAAUGGCUGUUUGAAUGGCUCAGUACAGCUGAGCUGAAAAUGGAUUGAUGUUACUGGAGUGUACGGCUUUACGAUGGCAAAUGCAGACAGCGAGGUCAGAACACUUCUGAACUUUGUUAAUUUGGCAUCAAGUGACAUCAAAGCGGCGCUUGACAAAUCGGCUCCCUGCAGGCGCUCAGUGGACCAUAGAAAGUACCUGCAAAAACAGCUGAAACGUUUUUCAAAGAGAUACUCCAGGUUACCUCGUUGUCGUUCAUACAGAACAACAGAACUGGGGAUGAAAAAUAUAUCAGAAGACAACCCUGUUGUGUAUUCCCUUGAAGGCAUCCAUCAGUUGAAUCUCAGAGGGAAGAAAGAAUCGGUGGCAUCAGACCUGCACCAGAACUCUUCAAAUCUUCACAAAAAUGGAGAUCAGAACCAAGUGCCUAUGAGGAAGCGCCAACUUCCAGCUUCUUUCUGGAAAGAACCCACAUCUUCGCAACAAAGUUUGACUGCUUCUCUGGUCACAGUUACUAAAGAAACUGAUGUUCCAAGAGGGACCAUACCCCUGGUGCCAGACGGUGAAAAUAUAUAUAGAUUUAACGACAACAACAUAAACUCUUUACACACUUUCAGUGAUUCUGUGGAGAGCACACCGCUCAAGAUGGACUUGACAUGCAGGAAUGUAGAUUUGUGUGGCUGCUAUUCUCUUCAAUACCACGGACAGAUCUUGCAAAGGCACUUAAUUGCUCCACGCUCUGCUUUCUUCAGUGUUGGGGCCCCUGCUGCAAUGGCUGUUGAUGCUGACAGACAUAACUCACCAAAUAGACUUGAAUACCAUGCAACCCAUGUCGUCGUGAAGCCAAUUCCAACCAAACCAGCGCUCUCUUCGUCGAUGUUCAGUAUGUUUGGAUUUAUUUAAGAGAAAGGAUAGGCAACAUGCUACUUAGAUUGACUCUUGUUUUCCUCUAGGAUCCUAGGAUUUAUUAGGGGAUGGAGUGCUAGGGUUCUGUUUUUUCAUUACCAGAUCUGAAAUAUUAGCCAACUGCUAUUAGUUCUUACAACAUGGUAGGCUAUCCACAUGGUUAGUGAUGGUCUAUUCAGCAGCUCUCGUGUGGCAGUCCUGCUAGAUGCUUAGCUUUACUGAUGUAUGAUUACAGUGCUUAACAGCUCUAUAAUAAGGCUCUACUAGUGCAUUGUUCCUCCUCAAUAGGCUACUAUAUGGACUGAUACAUGCCAAAGGAAAAUUAAUCCAGGUGAAGGCAAUGUUUCUUCUUGGUACAGCUGAUGAUAGAACGUUUGUAAGGUUGCAAGGACUGUACUGGUGCAGGUUAAAGUUGAAUUUGUUCUAACUUUGUUUAACAUUGUUUUAACAGUUUAAAGUGAUGUUGUUGUGUUUUUGUAAAACAUAAACACCUUCUGAGCA